Messenger RNA from Sinocyclocheilus grahami, 1884 nucleotides. Its product is annotated as atrial natriuretic peptide receptor 1-like. The transcript has 6 exons. Bases 658 to 1884 code for a protein of 408 amino acids. Gene Ontology annotation, cellular component: membrane. Gene Ontology annotation, biological process: signal transduction. The record is from RefSeq and is a predicted model, not a curated record. Gene Ontology annotation, molecular function: natriuretic peptide receptor activity; peptide hormone binding. Lineage: Eukaryota; Metazoa; Chordata; Actinopteri; Cypriniformes; Cyprinidae.
CUUCACGAUGCUUUGACUGACCCAACACUCAGUGGAUGAGCCUGAGGGGAGAACAGCCUUCAAACACAGACUGUGCCUCACAAUAAACCCACACGUUUCAUUUUAUUUGAUCAAAUCUUUGCGUUUUUCCUCAUGAAGAUUCGAGUUUUGUAGAUGCAAACGUGAACGUAAUUUUUACGUUGAUUUCACUUUUGUUGUGCCACCGUGCGCAUACUGCAUCAAAUCCACACCCGCUGAGAUUUGCCCAUCUUCUCCAGUCGGGAAAACAGCAAGGAGAAGAGGACACGUUCAAUAAUUUUUAACUAAAGAAGCCUCGAUACUCAUUAACAAAGUUUCCAAGAAAUUCACAUGCGCACCAGGAAAGGGAAAGAGUUCCUCUUUACGAAUCCCGUUUCCUCGGCACGUUCGGAGAAAGAAGGGAGCUUGAGAAAUCAUGCUGGUUUCUGUGGAGAGGGUCAAGACACUAAAGUUUCACUCCUGUAAAUUGGAUGAGUCGGUUUGAGCUGAAAAAAAUCGACGCGUUUGCUCCGAGAGAUGCGCGCUGCAUUCACAAGACGCGGGUUUUAAUUUACAGAGGAAGGCAAGGAUUACAGAGGGAUUAUGACACCAAAUGACGACCUGAUCUGUGAGUCUUAGUCCUACCCAUCCAUUUUGAGAAUGGAAGUUUUCCGGAUGGGGCCGCUGAGGCUCACUCUUCUAGUUCUGCUGAGCGGUGUGUCAUUUGGAGUGGUUGAACUGGAGCCGCUCGCUCAAAAGCAGCCUCAGUCACUCCAUCCCCAUCCACCUCAACAGAACAUCACCCUGGCAGUCAUCCUGCCUCUACACAACACAGAGUACCCCUGGGCAUGGCCCCGGGUUGGCCCUGCCUUGCACUGGGCCCUGGACAAGGUGAACUCUGACCCCAACCUGCUGCCAGGCUACCAUCUACAACUGGUCUUCAACAGCAGCGAAAACAAGGAAGGAGUGUGUUCGGAUUCAGUGGCUCCUCUCGUGGCCGUGGACCUGAAGUUCUCAUAUAACCCCUGGGCUUUCAUCGGGCCGGGUUGUGACUACUCUUCCUCACCUGUGGCCCGUUUCACCACACAUUGGGAGGUUCCGAUGAUCACAGGUGGGGCGAGAGCACUGGGUUUCAAUUUGUACUCUUCCAUCACCAACAUCGGCCCCACGCACAAGAAGCUGGGCGAGUUUGUGGUCAGGAUGCACCGGCAUUUCGGUUGGCACAAACACGCCAUGCUCAUGUUUAGCGAUAAUAAGAACGACGAUCGCCCGUGCUACUUUGCCGUGGAGGGGCCGUACACACAGAUGCGCGAGGACAACAUCACAGCAGAUGACAUGGUGUUUAAUGAAGAUGAUGAACCCAUCCGUUAUGAAGUGCUUCUCCGGGACAUCAGCCAGAAAGCCCGUGUGGUGUAUGUCUGCUGCAAGUGGGAGACGUUUCGCAAGCUGAUGGUGGAGUUCUUGAGGUUGGGUCUUCCUCAGGAGGAGUACGCCUUCUUCUUCAUUGAUCUGUUUGGAUACAGUCUGCAGAGCCACCCUGCCAAACCAUGGGCACGCGGAGAUGCUGAUGACAAUGUUGCAAAGGAGGCGUUUAAAAGCGUGAAGAUCCUGACCUACAGAGAGCCUCAGAACCCCGAGUACAAGGACUUUGUGUCCAAACUGAAGACAGAUGCCAUGGACAUGUUUAACUUCAGCGUAGAAGAUUCUCCGAUGAAUCUGAUUUCUGGCUCAUUCCACGAUGGAGUCAUGCUGUAUUCUCAUGCCCUAAAUGAGACUCUGGAUCGGUCAGGUGUGAGGCCCCCAGGGGACGUUAUCAAUAAGAGGAUGUGGAAUCGCACAUACCAUGCUUAUUCUGAGCGGGAAGAGACCAUUUUGACCAAUGUGUAA